This is a messenger RNA of Egretta garzetta (little egret), 360 nucleotides long. Its product is annotated as dedicator of cytokinesis protein 2-like. Lineage: Eukaryota; Metazoa; Chordata; Aves; Pelecaniformes; Ardeidae. Gene Ontology annotation, biological process: cell migration; small GTPase-mediated signal transduction. The record is from RefSeq and is a predicted model, not a curated record. The annotation marks the transcript as partial. The transcript has 4 exons. Gene Ontology annotation, cellular component: cytoplasm; plasma membrane. Gene Ontology annotation, molecular function: guanyl-nucleotide exchange factor activity; small GTPase binding.
GACGAGAACAUCCUGGACCCCGACAGGACCAGCGUCAUCAGCCUCUUCCAGGCGCACAAGAAAGCUGCGCAGACCAUCAUGCAGCGCAUCCAGGAGGAGAUGGGGGCGCGGUUCUGGGUGUCCCUGAAGAUGCUGUGGGGAGAUUUGAGCCAAGUGCGGAAGGACCAUCCCCACCUCGUGGACCGCAGCACAGUGGUGGCACGCAAGCUGGGCUACCCGGAGGUCAUCAUGCCAGGAGACGUCAGGAACGACAUCUACCUGACGCUGGUGCAGGGCGAGUUCGACAAGGGCAACAAGAAGACGCAGAAGAACGUGGAGGUGACCGUGUGCGUCUGCGACGAGUCGGGCAGCGUGGUGCAG